This is a messenger RNA of Penaeus monodon (black tiger shrimp), 3449 nucleotides long. RefSeq names its product calcium/calmodulin-dependent 3',5'-cyclic nucleotide phosphodiesterase 1-like. Lineage: Eukaryota; Metazoa; Arthropoda; Malacostraca; Decapoda; Penaeidae. The record is from RefSeq and is a predicted model, not a curated record. Bases 844 to 3120 code for a protein of 758 amino acids. Gene Ontology annotation, biological process: signal transduction. Gene Ontology annotation, molecular function: 3',5'-cyclic-nucleotide phosphodiesterase activity. The transcript has 17 exons.
CGCUGUCAUCCCUGACCACUCUCCAGUGUUGGCAACGACGCCGCUGAGAGUGGUAGUGAUUGUCGGCCGGUUCCAGUGGUUGUCAGACUACGACUCGUCUCGGCGCUCGUGGAAACAAGAGGAAAUAAUACGUGUCUGUUUCAGUACAAAACAAAAGAGAGAGAUUCUGAAUUUGUUGUGCUAAGAAAAUUCGAAAACAGUUGUGAAUUGAAAACAAAACAGAACGAAAAAAGAAAAAGGACAUGAGAUUCUGAGCAAUGUUCUUCGCAGGCACAGCGACGUUCUGACAAUCCCCAGACUGUCGAGUGCGACUCAGAGCAACGGAAAAGGAACCGCGUUGUCGUGACGGACUGAGGAGGAGGAGGAGAUGCUGAGAUGCUGAGCCUAAGAUGCUCUCUCAGGUCUUAGUCGCUUGUCCCCCGGAAGAAGAGAAGUCGCGAGCGCUGCGCGGGUGAUCAUGGGGGACUGAGCCCGGGGGAGCGAGAGAUAGCGUAAGAUUAGUGGGCUGGUUUUACGUCACUUAUUUUUAGGCUUUGUUGGGUUCAGCGCGAGGGAACAGAGAGGGAAAGGUAUUUCUGGUGUGAGUGGAUUGGCUUGGGAGGCGCAGGAAGAGCCAGCAGGACCGUGCCGCGUGGGCGCCAUGCAAGCACGCCCAGCGCCCCCGCCCUGCCCAGCCCGCUCGUCGCGCCCCGCCCCCCUGCCUCACUAUGCGCCCUGAGCCGCCCACCCUGCCGCGCCCUCCACCUCCUCCGCCGCCGCCCCCGCCACAUCUCCCGGCCCGAGUGUGCGCCCACGCCCACGCCCGAAAGCGAAUGGUGAUGUAGAGAGUGCGGGGCGUUUGCUAUGGCUACCCCACCACCCAGCAUGGGCGCCAGCAAGGAAACACUUCACAAGAGCAACAGCGACCCCGUAAAGAGGACGAGGUACCACGUCCGCUCGCGGGGCUCGCCCGUCUCCAAGUGCUUCCUCAAUCUCGACGGAUACUCCUAUGUUAUAGUGGCGAGCCCGCCCGAGAAGAAGAAGGACGCCCUUGAAGAAGCCAACGUGCCCAUCGCGCCCUCCAGCAAGAAUGGACAACUCGCGAAGAAAGGCUCCCUCACCAUCCUGCGGAGGCCCAGCAGCAAGAACCUGGCCGGGCGCGUCUCGCGGCACUCCUCCUCGCAGGACGACGACGCCGUGGACGCCGUCGACCUCGCCAACGACGCCCCGGCCGUCGACAACCCCGACGCCUGCGAGAAGGCAGCCCUCAGGUUGCGAAGCCUCCUGCGCCACCUGCAGCAGGGAGAGGUCCCGGCCGCGGUCCUGCAGCAGAACCUGCAAUUCGCCGCUGACGUCCUCGAGUCGGUCUACCUUGACGAAGCGAGGUGUGAGGAGCAGCAGGAUCGGGCUAUAACCAUCAGUCUUGAGCCUCCGAGCAGGAAGUCUAGGAGAGUCACAUCGAACGACAAAUCCUCAAGGAGGCAGGUCGGCGACGAGGAGGAUGAGCUCUCCGAGGUGGAGCCGGACGCUGUGCCUCAGGAGGUGCGCGAGUGGUUGGCCUCCACCUUCACCCGACAGCUCUCCACCUCGCGCAGGAAGACGGACGAGAAGCCGAGGUUCAGGUCAGUAGCCAAUGCCAUCCGGGCCGGCAUCUUCGUGGAAAGGAUCUACAGGCGGCUCUCCUCGGCCACUUUCCUUCAGCUGCCUCCUGAAGUCACCGAGAUCCUCAAGAGUGUGGACGACUGGACCUUUAACGUGUGGAAGCUGCAGGAGGCGAGCAACAACACACCGCUGCGCUGCCUGGCGUAUGAGCUUCUCAACAGAUACGGUCUCCUUCAUAAGUUCAAGGUGGUUUUUCUUUUCUUUAUUCUAUUUUUUAUUUUUUUGUUGUGUGUGUUAUUGUGUGUUGUUGUUGUUUUUUUGCGGUCUAAAACGCUUUUGUCCCUGCGCCUGUUCCUCCUUUGGUGGAAUCGUCGAGACUCGGGCGACACCUCACGGUUGUUCUUUGGCUUUCUUCCUUCGCUGUUUCUCCCAAUAUCGCCUCUGCUCUACCCAUCUUUCGUAGUUAGUUUACUCUUUCUAUUUAUUUUGCCAAUCAUGCCCCUCUUCCCCUUCAAGAACUGGCUGAACGACGUGGAGAUCCUGGCGACGCUCAUGGCCGCCCUCAUCCACGACUACGAGCACACGGGAACCACCAACAACUUCCACGUUAUGUCCGGCUCCGAGACCGCCAUCUUGUACAACGACCGCGCGGUCCUCGAAAAUCACCACAUCUGCGCCGCCUUCAGAUUGCUGCGCGGCGAAGACCACAACGUGUUGGUGAAUCUUUCCCGCGAGGAGUACAGGGAGUUCCGCUCGCUGGUGAUCGAGAUGGUGUUGGCAACGGACAUGUCGUCGCAUUUCCAACAGAUCAAGGCCAUGAAGACGAUGCUGGCACUGCAGGAUACGAGCCUGGACAAAGCUAAGGCCCUCUCUCUGGUGCUCCACUGCUGCGACAUCUCCCACCCGAGCAAGCCGUGGCACCUUCACGAGCGCUGGACCACGCAACUGCUGGAGGAGUUCUUCCGGCAGGGCGACAAGGAGCGCGAACUCGGCCUGCCGUACUCCCCGCUCUGCGACAGGAACAACACCCUUGUCGCGGAGAGCCAGAUAGCUUCCUUUCCAGGAGUAUCACGCUUGUCGCUGAGAGCCAGCAUGAGAAGCCAGAUGGAGUUGCAGAGUGUUGCAUCAUUUGAUGAAUUAGGUGCAUUUAGUGAGACUCGUUUCUCCUUUUUUUUUCCUCCCACCUUCUUCCCCCUCCUUUUCCCCGCUCUCUUUUCGGGGAGGACAGACCUCCUGAUGCCCCCGGUCGUUGCAGAGCCCGGAGGCCCCAUCAAGCGCCCAGUUCGACCCUGUGGCGUCGUGGGCUCGGAGGUACGGCGCCCCUGGCAGGAUUGUCUCUCGGCGAACAAGAGCAGGUGGAAGGAACGCGCCACGAAAGACGCCGAGCUGCGCGCCGAGGCCGCCCUCAGAAACGAGAAGGUGAACGGCGACGCAGAGGAGACCGUGAUAGAAGACACGAUCAAGGAAGAAGACGAGAACAAGGAAAACAACGGAACGGCAGAAGAAAACGAAGAGGAGAAGGCGGAGGAAAACGAAUGAGGAACGAGUUUAGAGCAAGAUGUUGAUGUUAAUGAGGAUUGAGUGUUGUUUGGUGGUGAGAAGUGUGACACUGAGGUACAGGACGAAGAAGGAAUGUACUUGCUGUUAAAAAAAAAAAGUGACAUUAAAGAGGUUUUUCUAAAAAGCCAAAGUUUUUUUUUUAUGAUUUGCGAUAUUCAAACACAUACAAGUGGCUCAUUGUAUCUUCUGGUACAUAUGAUAAAUACGAAGUUAAAAGAAAGAUAAAAAAAUAAACUCAAUAAACGAUGAAAAUACAAAAAAAAGGAUUUAGAAGAUACAAGUGAACACUGUGAUCUGAGAGAGAGAGA